AUGAUGUUGAUUGACAGUGAAAUUGAAGACGCGAUUGGAUUGAGGGGUGGAAAACAGGAUGGGCUUAGGAAAAUUCACAAGGACCUUAGCACUCAACAAGGUGCGUUAAAUAACGCGGUCAAUGCUGCUGAGAAUUUCUACAUUUCUGUAAUCGAAAAAUACGCUAACUCUACCAUCGACUAUCUGCAGAAGUUCGUCACAAGUGAGGUUGACGGAGCGACCAAAGCUAUACAAAGGAAAGCACAAGAUGAGUAUUAUUCAAAAAUGUAUCCCAUGUUCACCAACAUGAAAACUGAAGUCACCUCCCAAAUCUCCGCCAUCGAAUCCAUUAUCGCCACUGACCUCACAUCCGGCGUCAAAGGCCUCCUGCGGAAGGUGAUGGAAAAGGGUGUCGAUGAAAGUAAUAAGCUGACUACAUUGAGGCUUGCAGAUCUUAUCGAUGCCAACAACAAGAAGAAAGUUGAAGAAUUGUCUGGUAGAUUUAAAAAUUACGCGGACUCCGUUUUAUUCUAUAUUGGCUACCAGGUGGCCGGCCCGCAUCCGGGUGAACCCGGUAAAAAAGUGGAUUCCAUUAAAUCCAAUAUCCUAGCGCUUCUGAAGCAUUUAAAGACGUCUAGAAUAUAUAAUUACGACCACCAAUUCACCUCCCUCCUCUCCCACCUCUCCUCCUCCCUCACCGCUCUCCACCCCUCCGCCUUCGCGAACCCCCGGCACCCGGAGCUGCUCGAUGCGGUCAAGAAGGGGCUGCAGGGGUUUGUCACGGAGAUGGGGAGGGUGUAUGUGAACGGGUAUGAUGGAGGGGAGGGGAUUGAUAAAUUGAGUAAUUUGGUUAUUUUAAAGGAUGAUAAAGUGGAUAAAUUGACGGAUGAUGGCAGAAAGUUGUCGAAAGUAUUUUUGACGAUACUGCAGAUACUGAGUGAUGGUUUCUAUAAGAUGUCUACAGAAUGCCCUAAAUUGUGGAAAGACAAGCAAAUUAAUACGUAUGAAGAAAAUGCAUUUGGUGAAUGGUUUACGGAGCAAGGAUACGAAGUAAAUUCGCAGGAGGGUAAGCAGCAUGGUGAGCUGCAAGACAAGAGCGGCAUGACAGGAAGUAACAUUUAUGAUGAGCUUCUCACCAAACAAUUGAAAACAUUACCAGGCAUUGAUUUUAAAACGUGGAAAACAGAGAUGUUUAUGAAAAGGAAAUCUAGUAACCAGAAGAUUAAUGAGAUCAACGUCGUCGACAUUCUUCAAUUCCUCUACGGACAGAUAGAAAAGUUCUACCUUGCCAGUCACUUAAGACAUAUCGAAAGACCGAAAGCACCGUGUAAUAUAUACCGGAUGCUGUGCUGGCUUAGAGGCUUGUGGUACAGUCCCAUGCGUCGCCCUGUUUACAUACAGAUGAAAAGUCUGUUUGCUAAGCCGACUAAAGAGGACAAGCGAGAUUACGGCGAUAUCAAGUAUCAUGAAUUAAUACAAGAGGCAUCACAAAAGUUCACCGCAGAGACUGUGGCCUACAGUCUCAAUGACGUCUGCACCCAGGCCGGCACAGUACUGACUACCAUCCUCGGUCACGGCCACCAGGACGGGCGGUAUGCCUGUGAAUUGCUUACCAACCCGGACGAUCUAGACUAUCCAAGUAAUGCUGGUGCGUGCUUUGACAUGUUAGUUGACAUGUUGCUCAGAGUGCAACACCAGUUGUAUUUCUUGUUCACUCAGUGCUCACGCACCAAUGAGUCCACUAGUUGGCGCAAGUGCUGGUACGGUAAGGACAUCGGUGGGUCCGACUGGAGGUGCAACAGUAUCCAAUGUGCCAACCAAAUAUGUAACCAAAACGGUGACCAAAGAGCCAACCAAAAGGACGGCCAAACAUGUGAAAAGCAUCCUGACUGCGGUCUGAAAUCACCCCUCCAGUCAUUUUUAGAAGACGGUCUGCAGGGCUUCCUUCCACAUCAGUUUAAGAAGCCGGGAUGCAAAUUAGAAUGCACUGCGUCAAACCACAGAGGCAUUCCGUGCAAAACGCCGAUGGGCUUCACCGACCUCAGCGUAACAGCUUCAGACAGAGGCACGGGUGAGCGUCUUAUGAAAGUGUUGAGUAAACUGUGCGGUGACUCAAACAGCCCCCUUAACAAAGUUUGCAGUUACCUGCAGUGUCUUCUCCAACGUCCUCCGGAGACGCUUGCUGACAUGUUCAGCUUCUACUAUCAUCUUACCGAUCGCUGGGGUAUGCAUGGUCAAACGCAUAAACAGCAGGCAUUUGAAAAGAAAGUUAACGCUGCCAAUUUCGGACGCAGUUAUGGUGAGUUAAAAGUCUACCACUUAUUUACCCCUAGUCACUCAGCAUUGAAGAAGGGCCACUCCGAUGGCAGCCUGGGCAGUCUCGUAUGCUUAUCAAGGGACUCCGUCGUAUGCGGUCCUUAUCUGCGUCCCAUCAGUCACGCCAUCUACGAGACGUUCUCAGCAAAACACGCCGAUAAAUAUUUAUCGUGGAUCGUUUACCUGACGGCGACGUUCUACGAUCUGCUGAAAAAAUUGUACGAUGAGUGCAAUUCCAAAUGCGGUGCCAGGGGAUCGAAUUGCCACGUAAAAGCGUGCGUCAAGGGGUGUCCAACUACAACCAUAGAGCAAGAUCCGCCGCGAUAUCACGAUCGCAACUGCAAAUCCAUUGUAAGCUGCAAUUCAACGCUGCCGACAUUGGCGAAGUACGGCUUUGUUUUCGGCGAUCCAGAGAGGCUGAACAGGGAUGGACAAUCGCAUACGAAACGCACGUGCAGAGAUUUCUGUGAUGUAUUUAAGGAGGCAUUUGAAGAAGACUCACAUCUUGUGAAGUUUUUCAAAACCAUUGAUAAUUUCAUGUUCACCAUCCGCGCACCCUUCAUCUGGCUCAAUGUCGCACUCUGGUCACUAUCUCUCUUUUACCUCAUCUGCGUAAUGGUUGGCAGACUGGAUGUGCUCCACAUCAGGUCACACCUGAGGAUACCGUCGUCGCACAAGAUAACGGCGCAAUCAUUGUUGGCGGCAGCGCAAGUCGGAAGGCUUGCCAAGAUAUCGUAUCUACAACCGUAA
This is a messenger RNA of Babesia bigemina, 3045 nucleotides long. RefSeq lists its product as hypothetical. The record is from RefSeq and is a predicted model, not a curated record. The transcript has a single exon. NCBI's taxonomy places the organism in Eukaryota, Apicomplexa, Aconoidasida, Piroplasmida, Babesiidae. Bases 1 to 3045 code for a protein of 1014 amino acids.